ACCCAGCCAUGGACAUUUUAAGCAUAGCGUGUAUUUUUUUCUACUUGGGAAGAAGUUGGGGACAGGAGCAAAUAUAUGUUGUCUCAGCACCUAAAGUAUUCUAUGUUGGAGCCUCUGAAAAUGUAGUAAUUCAAGUUCAUGGUUACACAGAAUCAUUUCCAGUGACCAUUGCUAUUAAAAGUUAUCCUGACAAAAGUUUUACGUAUUCUUCUGAUUGGGUUAAUUUAUCUCCAGAAAAUAAAUUCCAAAGCUCUGCAAACUUAACUAUACAACCAAAGGAUUUAUCUGGAGGACCAAAUGCAGUUUCACAUGUAUAUUUAGAAGUUGUAUCUGCUCAUUUUUCAAAAGCAACAAAAAUUCCACUACGCUAUGACAAUGGAUUUCUCUUCAUUCAGACAGACAAAUCUAUUUACAAUUCAGAUCAGUCAGUAAAAGUUAGAGUUUACUCAUUGGAUGAAAACCUGAUGCCAUUGCAAAGAGAAGUUACCUUAACUUUUAUAGAUCCAGAAGGGUCAGAAGCUGCCAUGAUAGGAAGAAAAAAUUUUACCGGAAUUAUCAAUUUUCCUGACUUCGAGAUUCCAUCUAAUCCUAAGUAUGGUUUAUGGACAAUUAAAGCUAAAUACAAAGAGGACUUCACAACAACAGGAACUGCAUAUUUUGAGCUUAAAAGCCAUGGUUUACAUUUGGUGGAACCGCACUUCUUUAUCUUAGUAGAACCAGAAAAUUUCUUCAUUAGCCAUAAAAACUUUGAGGACUUCAAGAUUACUAUAAAAGCUAGGUAUUCUUAUAAUAAGAAUGUAACUGAAGCUAAAGUUUCUGUCUCUUUUGGGAUAAGAGAAAAUUUAAAUGACAGUAGAAAAGAAAUGAUGCUUGAAGCAACGCAGAAAACAAAGCUGAUUGAUGGAGUUGCACAAAUCAAUUUUAAUACGUUAAAGGCAAUUGAAAAACUGUCGUAUAGAAGUCUAAAAGAUUUAAAUAACAAGUAUCUUAAUAUUUUUGUGGAAGUCCAAGAAAGUACAGGCAGACUCUUCCAAGAAACCAAAGUAACUGAUGUCAAAUAUGUCCUCUCUCCGUAUACACUGGAUUUGGUUGCUACUUCUCUUUUCCUGAAACCUGGGAUUCCAUAUUCCAUAAAGGUUCAGGUGAGGAAUGCCCUUGCCCAUUUCGUAGGAGGGAUUGCAGUAACCUUGAAGGCAAAAACAGUUGAUAAAACUCAGGAGAAGAGAGAUCUGAGUCCAAGAAAAAGUACAACAAGUUAUAAUGAUGGAGUAGCUUCAUUUGUGGUUAAUAUUCCCUCUGAUGUGACAGCGCUGGAGUUUCACGUCAGAACUGAUGACCCAGACCUUCCAGAAGAUUAUCAGGGCAGCAAUGACUAUCAAGCAGUAGCCUACUCAUCACGCAGCCAAAGUUUCCUUUCCCUUAGCUGGACAGACAGUUACAAGAGUUUGCUUGUGGGAGAACAUCUGAGCAUAACUGUUACCCCUAAAAGUCCACAUGUUGACAAGAUUACACACUACAAUUACUUGAUUUCAUCUAAGGGCAGAAUUGUACAGUUUGGCACAGAGAAGAAACUCCCAGGUUCAUCUUACCAACUUUUAAACCUUUCUGUGACUCAGCACAUGGUUCCUACAGCUCGUCUCCUGGUCUAUUACAUUGUCACAGGGGAGCAGACAGCAGAAUUAGUGUCUGACUCGGUCUGCCUAAAUAUUGAAGAAAAGUGUGGCAACCAGCUCCAGAUCCAUCUGUCUCCAAAUAAAGAUGUACAUUCUCCAGGCGAAACUGUAUCUCUUAUUAUGGAAACACAGUCAGAAUCAUGGGUAGCAUUGUCAUCAGUGAGAAGAGCUGCCUAUGGAAUCCAAGAAGGAAGCAAAAAUCCCAUGGAAAGAGUACUUCAGUCUUUAGAUAAAAGUGGCCAAGGCUGUGGAGCAGGUGGUGGGAGGAAUAAUGCUGAAGUGUUCUACUUAGCAGGACUCACUGUCCUCACCAAUGUAAAUACAGAUGACUCUCAACAAGAUGAUGGAUUAUUUAAGAAAAUUCGCAGAUCAAGAAGAAACUUGAAAGAGGAAAUAGAAAAUCUAGCAUCUACAUUCAAACAUCCCUUGAUCCGGAAGUGCUGUUGUGAUGGAGCCCAUCUGCAGGAAGAGAGGACCUGUGAGGAGAGAGCUGCAAGCAUUACCAUCGGCCCGAAUUGUGUCAGAGCUUUCACUGAGUGUUGCAACCUGGCAACUAAACUGCGGAAGGAGAAUUCUUACAUUCCUAGACUGCUGGGAAGCAAGGUACAUGUCAAAACUCCUACCCCAUGUGCAGUGCAGUAA
Hippopotamus amphibius kiboko is the source of this 2315-nucleotide messenger RNA. RefSeq names its product complement C5-like. Gene Ontology annotation, cellular component: extracellular region. The record is from RefSeq and is a predicted model, not a curated record. Gene Ontology annotation, biological process: complement activation; inflammatory response. Gene Ontology annotation, molecular function: endopeptidase inhibitor activity. Lineage: Eukaryota; Metazoa; Chordata; Mammalia; Artiodactyla; Hippopotamidae.